Molecule: messenger RNA, 1979 nt
Organism: Cuscuta epithymum
Lineage: Eukaryota; Viridiplantae; Streptophyta; Magnoliopsida; Solanales; Convolvulaceae
Source: the annotation of a GenBank genome assembly
GGAAAACAUACUUGAUAAAAAUGUUAUAAUGACAAAAUAUCGGAAGAAAUACUAAAAUUUUGAAGAAGGAAUUAUGGAAAUGAAAACUUCAAUGGUCAUGUGUUUGAAAGAAGAAAAAAUGAAUAUGUUGUUUAAAUGGGACAAAGUUAGAUUGAUUUCCGAGAAAUUGUACUUAAUGCCAUUUAUUGUUGCUCUAAUGUCUAUGUAAUAGAUAAUUAUCUGCAUUCUUGAUUAAUGGCAUCAAGAUAUACUUUUUCUUCUUUUGUUUAAAAUAUGUUGAUGUGUUAAUUCUGUCACAUUGUUCACAUUGUAUAUCUGAAUAUCCAAAUGUUUUGAAACAAAGGAUUGACAGCAUACUAAAUAUAACGUGCAUGACCAAAAGGUGAUUAUAAAUGUGCAUACAUGUCGUAAUUGUUUUUGCUACAACAUUUGGUGAUUCAGAGAGCUUUUUGAAAAAGGAACUGGAGAAUUAGAGAACAUGCUAAUUAACUGUUGCUACAGUUUAAUUGAAGUGGUGGAGAGGAUAACGAAGCAUCCUAAACCGGAAGAAAUAGAGGAUUUCAGAAGGACAAUGUUUGCAUGGGUAUUGGAUGUGGAAGAUAUGCGAAGGAUUAGUGGUCAACUGCAGCUAGAAUUUCUAUGCAAUUAUGGGAAAAAGGUUAAACACAAAAAAGAGACAAAUUUCAUUUGUUACCACAUCUAAAACAGUCUAGUAAGUUUUACGCAAAUGAGUUUAUGUGUGUAUUGGGAUUGGAAAUGGAUGGUGUCAAAACUAGCUCUACAAAAGGAGAUGAAGGGACCUUUGUGGAGAAAGUAUUUAGGCAACGCAACAAGUAUGACAAGAAGCGAGGUGUGAAAUGCAUUGAUGAAAUAUAACAGUGAAGACUCAAGAAGUGAAGACAAGGAUUGUAUCAAUCUUGCUCUACUCUAUGUGCUAUCACACUGGUUAUUGAGAACCAAGUGAGAAGGAAAUUACCAAAUUGUUAUGCGAAUUUGGUGGACAACUGGGAGGUAUUCAACACAUAUCUGUGGAGAGAUGAUGUUUGGGCCGAAUUAGUGAAUAACAUGAGGAACAAUACCAAGUGCCUGAAGAAAUGUAAUGCGCAAUGUAUGACACUCCCAUCUGAUACCAUUAGAAGUGUGUGGAACAUUUACAAGGCUCGCAAAGGCAUAUAUAUGCAAUGCCAUUGAAUGGUGAGAGAAAAUAUAUCAAGAGCAGUGAAUGAGGAGUUCAUAAAAACCAUUUGUGAAAGUUUUCACCAACACAAUCUUCAAGAACGAACAUUUUCAAUGGGAAAGAUGGAGCCUGCAAAUUUGGAAAUUGAGAAACUUCCUAACUUAAUGUCCAUUAGAAUGCUAAGAGCAAAGAGGAGAAACAAUUCUGGCAGUACAUGUGGUAAUAGAAUUGAAGGUGUCAAUGUAUUUGAAAAAAGGGGAAGAAUGGGAAGGAGAAUAAGGGAACAACUACAAAGAGUUUGGGGGGAGAAAUGAAGAAAAUGCCCAAUUAGAGGAUGAUGUCAAUGAUGAUGGAACAGUUGGCUUUGAAAAUGAAAGGAAAACCACCGUUAUGUUGAGACAAGUUAGAAAGUUGAGCAAGGAGAAUGUUAAAAUAAUGGCAGAAGUGGAAGAAGUCAAGAAAACACAGAAGAAACAUGACUCAUUGCUCAAAACUUAUAUUGGAAGAGUUUGUUAAACUAAAGAAGGACGGGGAGACAGUGUGCCAAAUUAUAAUAUUUUUGGGUCAGAUUGUGACACCACACCCGAACGUGCUUGAAAGUACUAUUUGAAAUUCCAUAAUGAUGUAUUGAAUUUCUUGCUACCAACCAUGUGUAACACGUGGAAUGUUUCAUGUAACUAAUGUUUUAUUAACUUAUCAUUUGGAUCCGUAUUUCGAGAGCGGGCUUCCAAAUACCUUGAGUGGGUCAUCUUAGUAGAUAUAAGAGCCCAAUGCAAUUUAAACAAAUCCAAAUGAAUACAAG